Molecule: messenger RNA, 963 nt
Organism: Vitis riparia (riverbank grape)
Lineage: Eukaryota; Viridiplantae; Streptophyta; Magnoliopsida; Vitales; Vitaceae
Product: enoyl-CoA delta isomerase 2, peroxisomal-like
Exons: 2
Coding region: 55-771 (238 amino acids)
Biological process (GO): fatty acid beta-oxidation
Cellular component (GO): peroxisome
Molecular function (GO): enoyl-CoA hydratase activity; delta(3)-delta(2)-enoyl-CoA isomerase activity
Source: RefSeq, a predicted model, not a curated record
AGAGGAAGGGAAUACCACAAAUCCAAGGAGCUCAGGGUCUGCUCCCUCACCACCAUGUGCACGUUACAGCAGCGCGGCAACCUUUUCCUCCUAACCCUAACCGGCGACAAUGAGCACCGACUGGGCCCUACUCUCGUCGACUCCAUCAGAUCCGCUCUUGCUCAGGUUAAAUCCCAAGCCACUCCUGGCUCUGCUCUCAUCACCACCGCCCACGGCAAGUUCUUCUCCAACGGCUUGGACCUCCCAUGGGCCCAAGCCGCCGGAUCCUCGGGCUUCCGAGACCGUCUCAACCACUUGGUCAACAACUUCAAGCUGAUCAUCGCUGAUUUGCUUUCACUCCCGAUGCCCACAAUAGCCGUCGUCUCCGGUCACGCCGCCGCCGCCGGAUUUAUGCUCGCUAUCAGCCACGACUACGUUCUCAUGAAGAACGACAGAAGCGUGCUGUAUAUGAGCGAGCUGGACAUUGGCCUGACCUUCGCCGACUACUUCAUGGCAAUGCUGAAGUCCAAGAUCAGCGAUCCGGCUGCAAGACGCGAUGUGAUGCUGAGAGCAAAAAAGGUGAAAGCGGAGGAGGCGGUGAGGAUGGGGAUUGUGGAUUCGGCGCACGACAGCGCGGAGAGCACGGUGGAGGCUGCGGUGCGCCUGGCGGAGCAGUUGAGCGGUCGUAAAUGGAACGGCGAGGUGUAUGCUGAGAUCAGAAAAGCGAUGCAUCCCGAAGUAUGUGGACUGCUGGGAUUGUCUCAUAGGGCAGUUGUGGCGCCACGGCUUUGAGAAGUAAUUUCCUUGCUAUGUUAUUAAACAAUUAUAUUAUAAAAAAAACUGUCAUAAAUUGAUCAGCACUCUUCCACCGGAAGAGUAUUCUGGCAUCACCACGCCUGGAAGGUUGUCACCAUGAUCAUUUGACAUCCGUGGCAUAUGUAUUGAUUGUUGAAUUGAUCAUUUUAUAAAUUCUAAUUGGUCAAA